This is a messenger RNA of Penicillium brevicompactum, 540 nucleotides long. RefSeq lists its product as uncharacterized. Lineage: Eukaryota; Fungi; Ascomycota; Eurotiomycetes; Eurotiales; Aspergillaceae. The coding region runs from base 1 to 540 and encodes 179 amino acids. The transcript has a single exon. The record is from RefSeq and is a predicted model, not a curated record.
AUGAAAAGAAUCACUCCCCUCCGGCGAGCAGUCCAAACCAUCGUCCAACCCGCCACCACACAUCCUUUCCCUCCGCGUACAACGUGCCACCUUCAAUCCGAGAAGCCCACUGACCAAAUCCUGCUUGAGAGGUGUAUUCUGAACCCAGAGCACUCAGAGACCUGUCAGUCUGGCACAGACGAGGAGGUCGGCCGCCACAACUCGCCCUACGAUCCGAAGCAAACAAGACCCGAACAGGAGCAUCUCGCCCUAGAGGAAGAGUACAGACUGGAGGGAGACACGCUCCAUGACCCCCUCUACAUUAGUCCAGCCAACAGGGAUUUCAGCCUGAUCCUCGAUCCGAUGGCUGGUCCACAUGUUUUGAAGCACCUGAGAAGUGUGAGGGGCUGGACUAAUAAACACAAACAGGUGCUCCUGAAAACUACUCCAUACGAGCUGAGAGAAUACGAAAGUGUUUUCGCAAAAUUGAGGAAACCGGGCGAAAAGAACCAGGAGUUCGCAAGAAGAUUUUCUGCACCUCAUACAUGGCCCUACUAUUGA